Messenger RNA from Lolium perenne, 1354 nucleotides. Its product is annotated as outer envelope pore protein 37, chloroplastic. Gene Ontology annotation, cellular component: chloroplast outer membrane. Gene Ontology annotation, biological process: monoatomic cation transport. NCBI's taxonomy places the organism in Eukaryota, Viridiplantae, Streptophyta, Magnoliopsida, Poales, Poaceae. Gene Ontology annotation, molecular function: monoatomic ion channel activity. The record is from RefSeq and is a predicted model, not a curated record.
UGUCCUCUUCACUCGCUCCUUCCUCUUCCUCCCGUCGCCACCUCUGUGCUCUGUUCCAUUCCAUAUCCGCAUGGCGGCGCCCGCUCUCCUCUCCGCGCCGCCCCCAAUGGAUGAGGACGGCAUCACCCCCCACGUCCGAUCAACCCCAACCCCGCCCCCGCCCCCGCCGGGGCGCGCUCUCCUGCGUGGGCGCCCGCCCAUCAGGGUCACAUCGGAGUUCGACAGCGAGCGCCAGCUCUUCUCCCAUCGCCUCUCCUGCCGCAUCCUCGACGGCCUCGCAAAGCUCCGGCUCCGCGUCCACCAUGGGGCCGCUGGAGGAGCCCUGCCUCCCGAGGUUGCGCUCAUGGCGCGGAACUUCUCCGUCGUCGUCGACACCGCCUCCCGCGGUGCCGUGCUGCGAGGCUCAACCGACUUGUCCGGCUCGCUGCGCCUUCGCGCGGCGCACAACACCAAGAAUUACCAGAAUGGAGAGCAAUCUUAUGUUCACAUCGGCUGUUCGACACACUCUUUGUCUAUGUCUUGUGACUAUGAGUACGACAAUUCCAUUGUUUCUUGCAUUCACAUGGAUAAGUACUUUCACUUGAAGUACGACAGUAGAAAGGAGGGACUAGGAGAAGUGGCAGUAACUACGAAUCUGGGAGAUUCACCAUGCAAGAUUGAGUUGUCAUCUUUGGUUCCACCUGAUGGAUUGCCAAGAGCAACCUUUGUAUUUCCCAAUGGCGAAGUUUCUUUUAAGGAGAAGAAAUUGGAUGAGGGUGAUAGAAUUUUAUCAGUAAAUGGUUUAGUGAAGUCUCAUAUUCUGAAUGGAGUUUGCACUGCAUUGUACAAUGAUAAUGUGAUGAAUAUUAAGUAUCGCUAUAAGGAUGAUGAGCUAUCAUUUAUUCCCAGCCUCACUUUACCGUCAAAUGCACUAUCAUUUGCAUUUAAGCGCCAGUUAACUCCUUCAGACAAGUUCAGUUACCGGUACAAUUUUGACACAAACUACUGGAGCGCUGUCUAUAAAGGAAAGGCCAGUAAGCAUGUCAAGUGGAAAGCAGGUUAUGAGUCAGACGAACGGCUUGGAUGGGCAUCUCUUUGGAUUGGGGACGCAGGUGGCAAGACAAAGGAGGCCCCCCUGAAGUCAAAAAUCCAGCUUAUGCUGAAAGUCCCCCAGGACAAUAUACAUAAUUCAAGUGUAAUGUUCCGGGUGAAGAAAAGAUGGGAUUUUUAGUUUGGAUAUUUAUUGUGUAACGUGCAGAGAAGGUGAAAAAUAAUAACAAAUGUGAAUGUGUGUUCAUUUUCAGCGCUAAAAUGGGUUAGCAAAUAAUGUGUUAUGUCUGCCCUCCUUGUGGCCAAUGAAAGGAAGCAUUUUUUU